AUGAAUGAUGUUCUCCAAGAUGUCCUCGACAUGCUGAAUGUACUGUGGGAGAAAAAGACGAGCAAGGGUCUUACUCUGGCGGAUGUUUCACUACGUUUCCCUGGCAAUAUUUUGCCUGAGGGUGACAGCGACAAUGAGACUCUUGGUGACUUUUAUGAUAGGCAUCAUAUCGCUGAGCACCGUAAUGGGUACUUCGGAAAGGUGCCUCAAGAGCUCAAGAAUAUCAAGACACCGCUCAUCAACGUGGUUCUCUUCAUUGAUAUCACACAUAUAGUGGGAGAGACGUACUGGCUUACCUUCACCUACUCGCACUGA
This is a messenger RNA of Dichomitus squalens LYAD-421 SS1, 315 nucleotides long. RefSeq lists its product as uncharacterized. The transcript is spliced from 4 exons. The coding region runs from base 1 to 315 and encodes 104 amino acids. Lineage: Eukaryota; Fungi; Basidiomycota; Agaricomycetes; Polyporales; Polyporaceae. The record is from RefSeq and is a predicted model, not a curated record.